AUGGGACAUCUUUGGUACUUAUGCUUCAUGGCGUUCUUCCAUUACUCAGAAUUUCUGACCAUAGCGCUAACAAAUCCUGAGAGUCUAUCCAUCAGUUCAUUCAUCCUUAACCACAGCACUGAAUACAAGGUAGCGGCUGUCAGUAGUUGGAUUGAAUUCUUCUUUGAGCUGUGGCUUUAUCCAGGUAUGAAAACAUUCAGGUACGUGAGCCUGUUUGGAUUACUGAUGUGCUUAUUCGGCGAGGGGCUUCGGAAGUUGGCCAUGCUAACUGCCAAGAAAAACUUCAACCAUAUUGUUCAGGACGAACACAAGGAAGGGCACAGUCUGGUCACAACCGGGGUCUACAGUCUGUUUCGGCAUCCCAGCUAUGUCGGCUGGUUUUAUUGGUCGAUUGGAACUCAGUUGAUUCUGCUGAACCCAUUCUGCAUAGUAGCGUACACUCUGGCCAGCUGGAAGUUCUUCCACGAUAGAGUGACCAUUGAAGAGGUGACUCUGUUGUCAUUUUUCGGCGAAGCCUACAUCGAUUACCAGAAGUCGGUACCCACGGGUCUGCCCUUCAUAAAUGGCUACAUCUUGACUGAUGAAUAG
This is a messenger RNA of Nilaparvata lugens (brown planthopper), 588 nucleotides long. RefSeq names its product protein-S-isoprenylcysteine O-methyltransferase (gene ste14). The transcript has 4 exons. Lineage: Eukaryota; Metazoa; Arthropoda; Insecta; Hemiptera; Delphacidae. Bases 1 to 588 code for a protein of 195 amino acids. Gene Ontology annotation, molecular function: protein C-terminal S-isoprenylcysteine carboxyl O-methyltransferase activity. Gene Ontology annotation, cellular component: endoplasmic reticulum; membrane. The record is from RefSeq and is a predicted model, not a curated record. Gene Ontology annotation, biological process: C-terminal protein methylation.